CACUUGACAAUGCACUCUCUGCCAAUCCAGGAAGCCUGGCCUAUAUAUCAAGAGCUCCAUUGAAACAUUGGCAGACUGGUUUUAGAAUAACAUGUGCCACAAUUAGGCCAGAGGCAGGAUCAUCGGAGAGUUUAGUCUAUAGACAGGCCCACAGAGCUGGGAAGCUAUAACCUAGAGAAAUCAUGGCUAGUUCCUCAAGUAAAAGACCAUCCUCACCAUUACCAUCCACUUCUUCAUUACGACCAGGAGUUGUGGAGACAAGUGCGGACAGCGCCAUCACAACUGCGAGUGAAACUAAUUACGAAAGUGAAAUAUCGCAAGCUCUGUCAAAAGUGCAUGUAAGUGGCCCUGGCAAAACCGAAAAGGACCAAGAUCAAGAAGACAGAAAGGACCUCUUUAAUAUAACUUGUGACACAAGUGCAACUGAUUCACAGACAGAUGACACUGAUAUUUCAAACUCAUCUUUACCACGUGCGCUUGGCCCAGAGGUAAACCUUCAGGAGUACGAUUUGUCCGAAAACGACAAGAAAGCUCUCGGUCUUGUGCAGCUUUCGUUUGACGACGCUCGCAAGUUAGAGGCGCAGACGGUUGGGCAGAGUCGCAAUAGUCUGUGGGGCAAAAGCCGAUUGAACAGGCUCACAGCCAGUAAUUUUGGCCUGAUCUGUAAGAGGAGAAGUUACACGGAGAAAUUUGCAAAAUCCGUCUUAACAGAGACGAAGGACUUGUCUCGUAUUCCAGCAAUCAAAUAUGGGCGGGAAAAUGAAGCAAAGGCAAUAGAGGUGUACCACAAGUAUAUGACAAAAGCCGGAUACAGGAUUAAAAUAUUGGAAAAUGGUAUUGUCGUGAAUCCAUCAUUUCCCUGGCUCGGUGCCUCACCAGAUGGGAAAAUCCUUGAUUCCAAUGCCGGUUUUGGCCUCUUAGAAGUAAAAUGUCCUGCAUCAUUCAAAGAUGUUGAUCCGCUUGAAGCAUGCGCCAGUAAGAAUUUCUAUUGUGAAUUGGUCGAGGGGAAACCAAGGUUGAAAAGAAAGCAUUCGUAUUUUUAUCAAGUUCAAGGACAAAUGGGUAUUUGUGGUGCACUCUGGUGCGAUUUUGUUGUUUAUACGAAAAGGGGCAUGAUUAUUUCUCGAAUCGAAUACGAUGAAGACUUCUGGAUGGAGAUUAUGAAGAAAAUGACAAUUUUCUACAUGACGUCUUGCUUGCAAUUGGUCUGCCACAACGAUUCAACUUAAGUAAAAUCAAGAAAACUUUUCUGCUUUUGCUUAAUAAUAGCAUUCUCUUUAAAACAGAACAGUGUGAAACCAAAUUACAGUAAUCUGGGUUUUUUGGUUUCCCAACUUGAUGUAAUAGUAUUAUACAAGCUACAGCGGUGCUUCUAAAGUAUUUCAAGAGGGUGUCCUAACUAAGGCAUCCGGUAAGGAAGGUUCCACUAUAGAUUGUUGCACUUGAUUGGGGAUAAUGUCACGAAGACGUUGCGUCACGUCACGUUACAGUAAUGUAAAACCGUCAGGCAGACGUUACAUAUUGCUUCACGCUUCACUCCUCACGCCUCAUGCUUCACGGUUCACUCGUGAACCGAAGAAUUAACAAGGUAUUUCAAUGAGCCGUUACAUAGGAAAUGAAAUGGCCAGGGCCAUUGUGCUCACCUCAUGUGGAGGAAAGAUGGAUAAAGAGCAUGGUAUUGUGUCAUGUAGUGUUAGGUUUGAUGUAGGUCCAAGCAAUUACAAUUUCCCCAAAAUGGCCAAUUUACAGUACAUUCGACCUCUGUGACCUUGAAAAGUAGGUCAAAUCAAAGAAGACCCGGGUGACACAUUGAAUGGUUGUUAGAAUUAGAUGUACCUAUGAUAUAAAAUUGGUG
Lineus longissimus is the source of this 1855-nucleotide messenger RNA. RefSeq lists its product as uncharacterized. The record is from RefSeq and is a predicted model, not a curated record. NCBI's taxonomy places the organism in Eukaryota, Metazoa, Nemertea, Pilidiophora, Heteronemertea, Lineidae. Bases 183 to 1229 code for a protein of 348 amino acids. The transcript is spliced from 2 exons.